AUGGAAAUCACUAUUAUCCAAACUGCUCUUCUAAUACUUUUAUUGGGCAAUAUCAACUUCACUAAAGGAAAAGUUCUGUUAAGAGAAAAUGAAAUCGGUGCUUUGAAAAAUAUACGAAAUGACGGAAACUUUGAAGUCGAUAAGCUUGCAACUACAAGAGUUAAAAGACAAUUCAGCUAUCCUUAUGAUCCAUACGGGCGACGGCGGCCUAUACCAAUUAUUAUAGGAGGUGGAGGCAUAGGGUUUGGUAGAUUUGGAGGGGGAGGAUUUGGUGGCUUUGGAGGGGGAGGAUUUGGUGGCUUUGGAAGUCGCGGAUUUGGAGGUAGAGGUUUCGGAUUCGGGGGAAGAGGUUUCGGCGGAAGGGGGUUCGGAGGAAGAGGAUUUGGCGGAAGAGGCUUUGGAGGAAGGGGUUUUGGCGGAGGAAUAGGAGGUCGUGGCUUCGGAGGAUUUGGAGGUCGUGGAGGACGAGGGUGA
This is a messenger RNA of Danaus chrysippus (African queen), 474 nucleotides long. The record is from the annotation of a GenBank genome assembly. Lineage: Eukaryota; Metazoa; Arthropoda; Insecta; Lepidoptera; Nymphalidae.